CCUGGUUCCUCAGAUUACGUACGAGUCUGGCGUUUUACCACUAGACCACACUGCCGCCCUUUUUCCAUUCUUAUUGUUUAGAUAUCAAUUUGAUGGAGACAACAGGGGAUGAAAGCCUAAAUGAUGUAACAGGGAAUGAAAAUAAUGCUUCAGAACCACAAGAAGUAGAUGAAGAGCUGAUAAGUAUAGUUCAACAACGACCAGCCUUGUAUGAUCCUCGUAUACCACUUCAAGAAAGAACUAAAUUAAAGAAAAAAGAUCUAUGGCAGGAAGUCAGUAAUUGUCUAGGAGAAGUAUCACCUGUUGGCGCCGAAAAAAGAUGGCAAUAUUUAAGAGAUUGUUAUACAAAAGCUAGGAGAAAUUUUAAGAAAAUACAGAGCACUGAAAAAAGGAGUGGUGCCGCAGGUACUUCCAUAAAUGAAAGAAAUAAACCAUCUUUCCGCUAUUACGAUGCAAUGAGUUUUCUUAAUGAUACAUUAGAAUAUGAAGAAACAUGUACAUCUUUAAGAUUUCCAAACAGGAAAGACACAGCUCAAGUAACGAAUAACCUUCCUGUUCAAAUUCACCUAUAUAUAGCUAUGAAUAACAGCAACGAUUUAGAAAACAGGCCACCUUUAACAUCACCGGGUAUCUCUGAAUUGUCUGUAGCGACUUCAUCUUCACGAAAAAGACAACAUUCAAAUAACAUCGACGAAGUAGAUAGAGCUUUUUUACAGACUUUAAGCACGAAUAUUCAACCUAAUCCUAUUGAUGGGUUUAUAUUGGCAGAAGGAAUGCGUCGACUUCCUUACAGGGAAAGGUCACAGUUAGCAUUGGAGUUUUUAAUAAUAUUGCGUGAAAUGGAGGAAAAAUUGGGACUAUUAAAUAAUUAA
Molecule: messenger RNA, 872 nt
Organism: Temnothorax curvispinosus
Lineage: Eukaryota; Metazoa; Arthropoda; Insecta; Hymenoptera; Formicidae
Exons: 4
Coding region: 93-872 (259 amino acids)
Biological process (GO): regulation of transcription by RNA polymerase II
Cellular component (GO): nucleus; transcription regulator complex
Source: RefSeq, a predicted model, not a curated record